Messenger RNA from Bradysia coprophila, 917 nucleotides. Its product is annotated as putative 3-methyladenine DNA glycosylase. Gene Ontology annotation, molecular function: DNA binding; alkylbase DNA N-glycosylase activity. The record is from RefSeq and is a predicted model, not a curated record. NCBI's taxonomy places the organism in Eukaryota, Metazoa, Arthropoda, Insecta, Diptera, Sciaridae. Gene Ontology annotation, biological process: base-excision repair.
UCCAUUCAAGUUUCAAAAGAUGUUGAAAUCCGUUGUCAGAUAAACAGUUCAUUGAAGAAAUUCGUCUUGAUACAUUGAGAACCACAAAAAAAUGAAAAGGGCGACAACUGCGGCUGCUGCCGUUAAGAACAAAUUGAUUAAGAAGAAAAAUACUAAAACAGAAACCUCCGGAGAAUCAGUAACUCCCAACACCAAACAACUUAGCAGAGAAUUCUAUCGUAAGCCUUGUGAAGAACUGAGCAAAGCUCUACUGGGCAAAGUUCUGGUGCGACAGCUUCCCCAUGGAGAGAUUAUAAAAGGAACCAUUGUGGAAACUGAGGCGUAUCCAGGCACCAAUGUCGAUGAAGCAUCAGCUUCGUAUAACGGAAAGGUAACCGACAAAAACCGGGCAAUGUUUAUGGAUCCGGGAACAGCGUAUGUUUAUAUGACGUACGGAAUGUACCAUUGCUUUAACAUAUCUUCAGAAGGUGAAGGUGCUGCUUGCUUACUCAGAGCAAUCGAACCACUUGAAGAGUACGAGACAAUGCAAAAGUUUCGGCAAAAAUCCAGAAAAAAGUCCUCAGCUGCAGCAUCGAAAAAGUUUCCAUUCCACGAACUAACGAAUGGACCGUCGAAGCUGUGCAUGGCAUUUGAUGUACGUCGGGAGAAUUGCGAUAAAAUGGAUUUGUGUACAAGCAGUGAAAUGUGGCUGGAAGAUAGUGAUGACAGUCGUUUCAAUCGGAAAGAAAAUCUAGAAAUUGUGGCUGCCAAACGAAUCGGGAUCGAUAGGGCACCAGUGAAGGCUAGAGAUAAGCUGUUUCGAUUUUACAUUAAAGACAAUAUGUUUGUGAGUACUGUGAAGCCAUCAGAAAUUGUACGAGCUGCUCAGUCUGGUAGUGGAGACGAAUCCAAUGAAUAAAUCGUCGAAUUGAAUUGAA